AGCCCGCCCUGACUGGGAAUCCAACGGGGACCUCCUAGUUCCUAGGUCCACGCUCAACCACCAGGACACACAGGCCAGGGGUUCAUUCCUGUCAUGUGCCGUGACCGGGCUCGACCUGUCACCUUGGUGCAUAGGGAUGACGCUCUAACCGACUGAGCAAUCCGGCCAUGGCUUUUAGGGAAAACUUUAAAACCAGAAGUCGCUUCGCUCCCCUAGCCUAUUUGCAGCCUUGCUGUAUACAAGACUUAGCUACAUUCCCAAACGCGCACUGUCUGGGCAGCUCACGUCCCAACUGUGGGCUUAGCCCUGCGGCUAAAGGCGGAAAAUGCACUCCUUUCUUGUGACACGGUUUGCAAAAAGAAACAAAUCUUUUCUGACAUAUUCACCGCUUCCCACUCUAGCCGGUCAGGUCUGGAACAAUCCCGUCCCCUGGGUUAAGAAGACAUUGCGCAUUUCCGUGUAGAGGCGGGGGCGAAGAAGACCGGAAGGAAACCGCUUCCUUUUUUGCGCAAGCGCACGAAGGCUUCCUCCAUUGGUCACCUCGACUCGGAAGUAGAUGGCUUCCUCUGCGCAUGCGCCCAGCGCCCGGCCGGCUGUUUUAGCGAUGGACGCGGUGGUGAUGACCCGUUUGUAUCUGCAGAAUGCAGUCGGCAGGCCGGGCCUCGAAUAACGGCGAUUACGCAGGUUUUCUCUUAUCUUCUGAACUCUGUCUAAAGCGGUGAUGCAUUCAUGCUAAAGUACCUAAACUCUGCCAGACUGUGAGGGUUCUCAGUGUUCUCAAACCUGUCGAACUGGGGGAGGGGCCGUGAAAAAUAGUUUGUAGAGAGAUUUCCCUGCGCCCUGCCCCGCCCCGCUUUGGACGCCUGAGUACGUUCACAAAAUACCCAACAUUAAUACCUUACUUGCUGACUGCGCAUGGGACUUUUAAAUAAUAUUUCUCAAGUAUUUGUUUACAGAAGGAAGCGAGGAGAAACUGAAGCGGUGCAAGCCAGGUGUAUAUGAAAAUCAAAAUACUGGGCUGCCUGGUUCAGGGCCGGACGCUGAGCCAACCUAGUGACUUGGAGCUUCGAAGCCAUGGCAACAAAGGAAUCAGAUGCCAAAGCAGAGUCAGCCCUCACCUCAUCAGCCAAUCAGAGCAAACAAGCGUAUGAAAAACCAAACUAUGCUCUCAGAUGUACUCUUGUGGGACAUAUGGAAGCAGUAUCAUCAGUUAAGUUUAGUCCUAAUGGAGAGUGGCUAGCAAGUUCUUCUGCUGACAAAGUAAUUAUAAUUUGGGGAGCCUAUGAUGGAAAAAAGGAGAAAAUUCUUCAUGGUCACAGUCUGGAAAUAUCAGAUGUUGACUGGUCAUCAGAUUCCAGUCAUCUUGUUUCUGCCUCAGAUGAUAAAACUCUCAAGAUUUGGGAUGUGAGAUCAGGAAAAUGUUUGAAAACACUGAAGGGGCACAGUAAUUAUGUGUUUUGCUGUAAUUUUAAUCCACCAUCCAACCUCAUAAUUUCAGGAUCUUUUGAUGAGAGUGUGAAAAUAUGGGAGGUGAAAACAGGCAAGUGCCUCAAGACUUUGUCUGCUCAUUCUGACCCAGUUUCUGCUGUUCAUUUUAGUUGUAAUGGGUCCUUGAUAGCAUCAGGUAGUUACGAUGGCAUCUGUAGAAUCUGGGAUGCUGCAUCAGGUCAGUGUUUAAAAACACUUGUUGAUGAUGAUAACCCUCCCAUCUCUUUUGUAAAAUUUUCUCCAAAUGGUAAAUAUAUUCUCAUUGCAACUUUGGAUAAUACUCUUAAACUAUGGGAUUAUAGCAGAGGCAGAUGCCUGAAGACAUACACUGGUCAUAAAAAUGAGAAAUACUGCAUAUUUGCCAAUUUUUCAGUUACUGGUGGGAAGUGGAUUGUGUCUGGUUCAGAGGAUAACCUAGUUUACAUUUGGAACCUUCAGACUAAAGAGAUUGUACAGAAAUUACAAGGUCACACAGAUGUCGUCAUCUCAGCAGCUUGUCAUCCUACAGAAAACAUCAUUGCAUCAGCAGCGUUAGGAAAUGACAAAACAAUUAAACUGUGGAUAAGUAACUACUAAACCCUUUAGAAAUCAAAUAGUAGAGCCAAGUUGGCAAAAAGUUGUAUAUUUUAAAAGAUGAUUUCUCUUAA
Molecule: messenger RNA, 2135 nt
Organism: Myotis lucifugus (little brown bat)
Lineage: Eukaryota; Metazoa; Chordata; Mammalia; Chiroptera; Vespertilionidae
Gene: WDR5B
Product: WD repeat domain 5B
Exons: 2
Coding region: 1075-2064 (329 amino acids)
Cellular component (GO): Set1C/COMPASS complex
Molecular function (GO): histone binding
Source: RefSeq, a predicted model, not a curated record